AUGAUGCUGUCUUGGAAAUGCGCGCCCUGUCAAAGGGGGUUCUUAAUGCGAGCGCAACUUAGCCUACGCUCUGCCGGCCCAAUCUCUCUCCAGACGGGACUACUCUUGCCUCAGAGUUCUUUGAGAUCAUAUUCAGUAUCAGUCACUGAUGAGAAAGUGUUCAGUGCCUCCCUUUCCCUAUCUGCUUCAUCUAGAUUCAACGAGAUUGGUGUUCAACAGUUGAGUGACUAUGUACAUGCUCAAGUUUUUCCAGGAAAGGGCCGAGUGCCCGAUCCCGAACUAGUGGCACUCUCCAAAGAUCACUUGGCCAGACACGACCUUCUAGGGAAGUCUCAGACUGGCGCCGAACCGAUUGCUUUCGAUCUGCCACCGCUUCAUGGCCAAACACUCGAUGAACAUUUCUACAAGCUGGGAUUAGAUGCGUCAGAACCCUACCUAACCGAUGCGAAGACGUUUGCUGCACUGAGCUGUCCCCCGAAACCGCGCAAGUGGGUGAAGCGUAGUGGGUGGACGAAGUACAAUUCAAAUGGAUCUUCAGAACCCGUUGAUGCCCCAGACGAGGCGAUGCUGACUUUUGACACCGAGGUCAUGUAUAAAGAUAAUCCAUACGCAGUGAUGGCCUGCGCAGUGAGUCCAACUGCCUGGUAUGCGUGGAUUUCGCCAUGGCUCCUGGGAGAGACCGAAGAUAAGGUCCAUCUGAUUCCUCUGGGUGAUCCUUCUAAGCCACGGAUAGUGGUCGGUCACAACAUAGGCUAUGAUCGCGCGCGAGUGCUGGAGGAGUACAAUAUGAAGCAGUCUCGCAAUUUCUUUCUCGAUACCAUGUCGCUUCAUGUCGCUGUCAAUGGAAUGUGCUCGCAGCAAAGGCCGACCUGGAUGCGACACAAGAAGAACAAGGAUCUUAGGGACAAGAUCGCGAGUGAACACAACUCCGUUGAAUUGGCUGCGUUACUUGAGAGCAAUAUGCUUCGAGAAGAAGAGGAAGAACUAUGGGUUGGGAGAAGCUCUGUGAACUCCCUACGAGAUGUUGCCAAAUUUCAUUGCGACGUCACCAUCGACAAGGCCCAAAGAGAUUUCUUCGGAGAGCUGGAUCGAAACACGCUUCUCACAAAGCUGGAGGAACUGCUAGACUAUUGCGCCGCUGAUGUUGCAAUCACGCAUCGAGUUUUCCGUAAAGUCUUUCCAACCUUCCUCGAGACGUGCCCUCAUCCCGUCAGCUUCGGAGCCCUUCGACAUCUUUCGUCGGUCAUCUUGCCCGUGAAUCAAACAUGGGAGGAGUAUCUCACGAGAGCUGAAGAAACAUACCAUAGACGACUCGACGACGUGCAACGGAAGCUUCAAGAGCUCUGUGAUGCAGCGUUGGAGGUCAAGUCGCAACCUGACGUGUACACAAGCGAUCCUUGGCUGCAGCAGCUGGACUGGUCUGGCCAGGAGAUCAAGAUGGCCAAGGGCAAGAAGAAGGGCGACCCACCGCGGCCGGCUGCCAGGCAGAAGAAGCCCGGUAUGCCGAAGUGGUAUAAAGAUUUGUUUCCGUCGAGUAAGGCUGAUAUCAAUCUCACUGUGCGUACGAGGAUUGCACCGAUACUACUCAAACUCUCAUGGGAUGGCUAUCCUCUGGUCUGGUCAGAUAAGUACGGGUGGACGUUCCGUGUUCCUCGAGACCAAGUCAAAAAAUAUGAAAAUCAGCCAGUCGUCGCAUGUGACAUGGCCGAGGAGCCGAAUCUGCAGCUUCGUGAUGAUCGAAGAAACGUCUACUUCAAAAUCCCCCAUAAGGACGGUCCACAGGCUCGAUGUACUAAUCCUUUGGGAAAGGGGUACAUGCAGUACUUCGAGCGCGGCGUUCUGUCCUCCCAAUUCGAGCUUGCCAAAGAAGCAUUGGAAAUGAAUGCCUCUUGUUCAUAUUGGAUCAGUGCCAGAGACCGCAUUAUGGGUCAAAUGGUCGUCUAUCAAGAUCAAAUGAACCGGAUGCAACCAAAUGAGAGACCAAUUGAGACCCGCCUGGGUUUCAUCUUGCCCCAGAUCAUUCCCAUGGGCACCAUCACCCGCCGCGCUGUCGAAAACACAUGGCUUACUGCGAGUAAUGCAAAGUCCAACCGGGUUGGCUCUGAACUCAAAGCCAUGAUCAAGGCGCCGCCCGGCCAUGUAUUUGUCGGAGCGGACGUGGACUCCCAAGAGCUGUGGAUUGCGAGUUUAGUUGGAGACGCGCCUUUCCAACUGCACGGUGGCAACGCUAUCGGAUUCAUGACUCUAGAAGGAUCAAAAGCUGCUGGGACCGACCUUCAUUCUCGGAGUGCCUCCAUCCUCGGUAUAUCGCGCAAUGACGCGAAAGUGUUCAACUACGGACGAAUUUACGGCGCCGGCGUCAAAUUCGCUGCUACGCUUCUGCGCCAAUUCAAUCCUUCCCUGACCGAAAAACAAACGCAAGAAACUGCAGCCAAUCUUUACAAGGAGACCAAGGGAAUGCGUACAUCCCGUCGCGCUCUCAGUGAAACUCCCUUUUGGCGAGGUGGCACUGAAUCGUUUGUCUUCAACAAGCUCGAGGAAUUCGCUGAUCAGGAACGACCUCGGACCCCAGCCCUCGGCGCAGGAAUCACUGAAGCGCUCAUGCGCCGCUUCAUCAACAAAGGCAGCUUCAUGACUUCUCGCAUCAACUGGGCGAUUCAAUCUUCAGGCGUUGAUUAUCUACAUCUCCUGAUUGUGAGCAUGGACUAUCUCAUUCGACGAUUCAAUAUUCAAGCUCGGCUGGCUAUCACUGUUCACGACGAGAUUCGAUACCUGGUGAAGGAGGAAGACAAGUACCGUGCCGCACUGGCCCUCCAGAUAUCGAAUGUUUGGACUCGGGCCAUGUUCUCACAGCAAGUUGGUAUCGAUGAUCUUCCCCAGUCCUGCGCAUACUUCUCAGCCGUUGAUAUCGAUCAUGUUCUGCGGAAAGAGGUGGACAUGGACUGUGUCACUCCAUCACAUCCGGAGAAGAUUCCUCACGGAGAGACACUGGAUAUCUCUCAAAUACUUGAGAAGAAUGAAGCGGCGUAUUUGGACCCUGCGAAUGUCCCCGUCUCGCCCCCUCACCCCGAAAAAUACUCUUACACCCCCCGCGAAUCGGUCAUGUCAUCUUUCCAGGCUUCCCACGACUUGGCAUUCAUCAAGGCUCAAAUCACCAAGGACGACAAGGAACUCCGUGAAAUUAUCAAGGAGAAAACCCAAGCCGCUCACAGCGGAAAAGCCGCUACGACCCGGUCCUCAUCGGCCAAAGCAAAAGGCACGACCAAUGUCUGGGCAUCCGCCAAGCCGCAACGAGCAGUCUUGAUGGAUGUUGACACUGGGCUUUACCCCGAUUUUCGAAGCCCUCGUUCCUCGAAUAAUGGACCUGGUAAGACCCAGCACCAGGUGGGCAUGUAUAAAUCUUGGAAACCCCGGCCAUCGGCUCGAGCUGAGUCGUAG
Penicillium diatomitis is the source of this 3438-nucleotide messenger RNA. Its product is annotated as DNA-directed DNA polymerase gamma MIP1. The transcript has 2 exons. Gene Ontology annotation, biological process: mitochondrial DNA replication. Gene Ontology annotation, cellular component: mitochondrion; gamma DNA polymerase complex. Gene Ontology annotation, molecular function: DNA binding; DNA-directed DNA polymerase activity; 3'-5' exonuclease activity. NCBI's taxonomy places the organism in Eukaryota, Fungi, Ascomycota, Eurotiomycetes, Eurotiales, Aspergillaceae. The record is from RefSeq and is a predicted model, not a curated record. The coding region runs from base 1 to 3438 and encodes 1145 amino acids.